GGACAAGGAGGGACAACAAAAAUGCAUUUUGGCUCAGAACGACAUGUAGAAGCAAAAACAGUUUUUGAGAAGUUGGAGACAGUUCCUCUUGGUAUUAUUCUAGAGGACCGGGCUCAACUCCAUGUUGUUGGGAUGGGAAUUUACGAGGUGCCCGGUGAUCGUGAUGAACGAUUUCAAGAACAUGCUUUGCUUGCUGUAGCAAAAGGUAGAACCCCAGAUGGAGUUGAUUUCAUUGUGGUCCAGAAUUCUUGGGGUAUGGACUAUGGCAACAAUGGAUAUUGCAGGGUCUCUCUCCCAGAUACUCGUGAUUACGAUAUAUUCUGGCCAAUGUGGUAGUUUUCUCUUUAUCCUCUCUUUAGUGAAAUAUCAAUCCUAAGACAAAGGCUGAAACACUUUAAAACUCUUUGGUGGCUUUCGGUGGUGGAAAUUUUGAUGUAUUUUGCGAUUGUGCGAAGGUGUCAUCAUGUUGUCAAUUAUUUUCCUGGCUUUUUGUUAAGAGGGGCAUUUGAUAUAUGUGAUCCGAAGAAUUAUGUUUCAACUGUUAUGACAUUUAAAUUAGUGCUAGCUCCUUUUUUCACUGACUGUUAUUGAAGAUACCAACUCUUUUAGCUAGCAAUAGACUAACAAACUAAGGCAAAAACGAAGUGGUGAGAAAUAAAAAUCAAAGCUAGAUUUUAUCUCAGAGUGAAAACACAUCCUUGUUGAUCGUUGUUGUGGUUCUGACCCUUGUGGUAGUUUUCUUUUGCCUCUCAAUGAAUAUCAAUCUAAAACAAAUGGGGGAUAAAAACCCAUUGUAAGUAUGCACUUUUGUGGCUUUGGUAGUAGAACAUUUUCACUAACGUUGGUAUUCUUAAAACCGAUUCUUGUUGAAGAAAACAACACGUCUUGUUUAGAAUUCAUAAGAUACUUUCAGAAGUUGGUACGCUCCCUUUUAUAUGAUCAAAAAGGUGAGAAUCAAAAGUAAUCUUUUCCAGAGUAGAACGUUUCAUAGGUCUAGUAUUAAAUCCCCCAUCAGUUACAUAGUUAUUUAGUUCUAGGGAACACAUAGUUAUUGAGUUCUAGGGAACAUGGUCACAAGAGAGAGAUUAUAUAAAGAAAAAAAGCUCAAGUUAAAAUGUUACAACCACUAGGGAUUGUAUCUGACUUCUGAUGAUAUGCCCUUUUGCCAAGUCCAUCUUCUGACUCCAAAAAUCCCGUUCCCAGACCAAAAUAAAACACAAAGAAACAA
This is a messenger RNA of Brassica rapa (field mustard), 1228 nucleotides long. Its product is annotated as cathepsin S-like. Gene Ontology annotation, biological process: proteolysis. The record is from RefSeq and is a predicted model, not a curated record. Gene Ontology annotation, molecular function: cysteine-type peptidase activity. NCBI's taxonomy places the organism in Eukaryota, Viridiplantae, Streptophyta, Magnoliopsida, Brassicales, Brassicaceae.